CUCCUCAGUCUCUGAGCUCGUAGCUUUGUUCACCACCUCAAUGCAACCUAUCCGUCCCCAGUGGACGUCACGGUUGAGGGUGGGACGCCUCCUGUCUCGCACAGGGCUGCCCAUUCCACCACUCCGUACAAAGCAGACUUUGCAGGCGAAUGCUCAGCUUGCUCGAGUAAUCCAGCACCCAUCUACCUCUCUAACCCAAGCAAGAUAUAGCAGCAUCGCGGCGUCUCCUGAGCGGGUCUUCGAGGAGCGUCUGCAAGCGGUCGAGAAUGCCUUCCCGGAGGCAUACCCUCGGCUUGCCCCCAACCAAAACUCAGUGACCUGUGCGGAGUUUUCCGACCGCUACAGCCAUAUAGCAGAAAAUGAAAUAGUAGAGGAAGAUACUGUCGCCAUCAACGGUAGGAUACGUACCUAUAGACUUGUCGGAAGCGGAUUGAUCUUCUUCGACAUUGUCCAGAAUGGCCAUAAGGUGCAAGCGAUGUGCAACCGUCGUCGGCUGGAGGGGGUCACUCCGGAGCGCUUCAAGAAGCUCUAUCGCCUGCUUCGCCGCGGCGAUGCCUUUUCCGUAACAGGGAAUCCGCACCGGACGGGACGUGGCGAGCUCACGGUCCUGGCCACCGAAUUGCCCCAGCUUCUGUCGCCCUGUCUGCACGACAUCCCGGUCGAUGCCAAAGAGCACGAUAACUCGCCGUAUCCCCGUCACGUCCAGUUCCUGGCGGACCCAACCACAGUAAACGCCAUCAAGGCCAGGUCGGCUAUCGUUCAGUACCUCCGCCAGUUCUUCGUGGGCCGGUCAUUCACGGAGGUCAACACGCCUAUCCUCGAAGCGGUUGCCGGCGGUGCCAUUGCCCGUCCGUUCAAUACCAGAGCCACCGAGUUUCCUGAUCGUCAGCUGUCAUUGCGGAUUGCGCCGGAACUCUGGCUGAAGCGCCUGGUUGUAGGAGGGUUUGAUAGGGUCUUCGAGAUUGGGCCGUCGUUCCGCAAUGAAGGAAUUGACAAGACCCACAACCCCGAAUUCACCACCUGCGAAUUCUACCACGCCUAUGCCAAUCUCGAAGACCUGAUGUCCACAACCGAAAAGCUCCUCUCCGGACUGGCCGAGCACAUCCGCACAUUCCACGAAACCCACCCUCUCCAAAAGCCCACCGAAGUAGACUUCUCCGCACCCUUCCGCCGAAUCGACUUCAUCACCGGCAUCGAGGAGAAGAUCGACCGCAAGCUCCCCGACCUCACAUCCCCCACUGCCCUGGAAGAAGUGAAGCAGAUCUUCCAGGACCGUUGUCUCGAGCUCCCGGAAAAGGCCACCCUCCCCCGCCUGCUGGACGAGCUCUGCAGCAUCUACGUUGAGCCCGAGUGCAUCAACCCGACCUUCAUCGUCAACCCUCCGGAGUGUCUGUCCCCCUUAUCCAAGUCUUUCACCCACCCGACCACGAACCAGCGCGUCGCCGCACGCGGCGAGCUCUUCAUCGAGGGCCGCGAGGUCGUGAACACAUACGAGGAGGAAAACUCGCCCUUUGAGCAGCGGCGCAAGUUCAAGGACCAGGUGCGAUACAGCAAGGAGGCCAACGAGACGGAGGAGAUUGAUGAGAGCUAUCUGCGCGCGCUGGAAUGGGGCCUUCCCCCGACGGGGGGCUGGGGAUGCGGUAUCGACCGCCUCUGCAUGCUGUUCACGGGCAUGCAGAAGAUUGGGGAUGUGUUGCCAUUUGGUACCCUCCGGAAAGUGAGUCAUCGUGUGGGCGUGCCGCAGUCUUCGGGAAACGAGAACAAGAAGUAGAUCUGGAUUAGACCUAGAUCGGGGCCUCGAAGACGGCCUCAGUGACUGACCGACUGCCUGGAGUCGAGUCCAACGUCCAACACGUCGACGCGUCUUGCAGCGGCUCUCAUUGGUCGACUGCAGGGGGUGGAGUUUCGCGAUUUCUUGCAGUUUGGAACGUUGGAGUUGUCCUGGUCGUCAUUCACGCUGUGGUGCUGGACUGGCUAGGCCAGGCCAGGCCAUAUCAGCCUGGAAACUAAACGGGGGGGGGGUG
Messenger RNA from Aspergillus heteromorphus CBS 117.55, 2024 nucleotides. RefSeq names its product putative lysyl-tRNA synthetase. The record is from RefSeq and is a predicted model, not a curated record. Bases 41 to 1771 code for a protein of 576 amino acids. Gene Ontology annotation, molecular function: ATP binding; tRNA binding; lysine-tRNA ligase activity. Gene Ontology annotation, biological process: mitochondrial lysyl-tRNA aminoacylation. Lineage: Eukaryota; Fungi; Ascomycota; Eurotiomycetes; Eurotiales; Aspergillaceae. Gene Ontology annotation, cellular component: mitochondrion; cytoplasm. The transcript has 5 exons.